UCUGUACUCCACUCUAUACCUUUAUCGCUGCAGCUUGUCUCACGCGCUUGACUGUGAUAGCCACCAUGUCGACCGGCAACCAACAACCCCUCCCCUUCGUCUACCAGUUCGCUGCUGGUGCCGUCGCGGGUGUCUCCGAGAUUCUAGUGAUGUACCCGCUGGAUGUGGUCAAGACACGAGUUCAGCUUCAGCAGGGUGGAGGCACCGGCGCGGACUCCUACAAUGGCAUGUUCGAUUGCUUCCGCAAGAUCAUCAAGAAUGAGGGAUUCUCCCGUCUGUACCGUGGUAUCACCGCUCCGAUCCUGAUGGAGGCCCCCAAGCGUGCGACCAAGUUCGCGGCCAACGACAGCUGGGGUGCCUUCUACCGCAACCUGUUUGGCGUUGAAAAGCAGACACAGAGCCUGGCUGUGCUCACAGGUGCGACGGCCGGCGCGACGGAAUCCUUCGUUGUCGUCCCCUUUGAGCUGGUCAAGAUUCGUCUGCAGGAUAAGGCGUCGGCCGGCAAGUACAACGGCAUGCUGGACGUUGUGAGGAAGAUCGUGCAGCAGGAAGGUCUGCUGGCGAUGUACAACGGGCUGGAGGCGACCCUGUGGCGCCACAUCCUGUGGAACGCAGGCUACUUCGGCUGCAUCUUCCAGGUGCGCGCGCAGCUGCCCCCCGCGGAGCCUGGCAACAAGGGCCAGCAGACGCGCAACGACCUGAUUGCGGGAGGCAUCGGUGGUACCGCCGGUACCAUCCUCAACACCCCGAUGGACGUCGUCAAGUCCCGCAUCCAGAACAGCCCCAAGGUCCCCGGCCAGCUGCCCAGGUACAACUGGGCGUGGCCUGCCCUCGGCACCGUCAUGAAGGAGGAAGGCUUCGGCGCUCUUUACAAGGGCUUCCUGCCCAAGGUCCUUCGUCUUGGCCCUGGCGGCGGUAUCCUCCUUGUUGUCUUCACCGGCGUCAUGGACUUCUUCCGCAAGAUGCGUGCCGAAUAAAAAAAAAAAAGCUUGAAAAUAUUU
This is a messenger RNA of Penicilliopsis zonata CBS 506.65, 1001 nucleotides long. RefSeq lists its product as hypothetical. Gene Ontology annotation, biological process: transmembrane transport. The transcript is spliced from 5 exons. The coding region runs from base 66 to 977 and encodes 303 amino acids. The record is from RefSeq and is a predicted model, not a curated record. NCBI's taxonomy places the organism in Eukaryota, Fungi, Ascomycota, Eurotiomycetes, Eurotiales, Aspergillaceae.